AUGACCGUCAACGACGAGCUGCCCGACCCGUUUGCCACAAAAAGACGCAACAGAAGGGUGUUUAUAGGGUUCUGGAUCGUGAUGGGCGUGUCGCUCUUUGGAAUAUUCAAUUACGAAAAGGUUUCGUCGCCGGUGAUGAGCGCCACAAUGUACUUCCUCAGGAGAUCGGAGAAUGCGCGCUCGAAGCUGGGCAAAUCGAUCACCUUUGAGGGCAUUUUCCCGUGGAUCAGAGGUGAGCUCAACACCAUGAAGGGCAACAUCGACGUCGAGGUCCGUGUGGCCGGCGACAAGGCCGGGGCGCUGAUGAAGUUGAAGGCUGCGAGAGCCUCGCGCGGCGACAGCUUCCAGAUCGAGGAAUGGCGGCUUAUUUUCGACGACGGCACAACGAUGGACCUGCUGCAAGAUACGAGUGUUAAUCUGGAGUUUUAG
Molecule: messenger RNA, 429 nt
Organism: Ogataea polymorpha
Lineage: Eukaryota; Fungi; Ascomycota; Pichiomycetes; Pichiales; Pichiaceae
Exons: 1
Coding region: 1-429 (142 amino acids)
Biological process (GO): mitochondrial respiratory chain complex IV assembly
Cellular component (GO): mitochondrial inner membrane
Source: RefSeq, a predicted model, not a curated record